GAAAAGUGAAGAGCGAAUUGUUAGAGAAAGAAACAGUUAAUCCAGAAAUCAAAGAAAGGAGUUAUUUGACGUUCAGUAACAAAAAUGGCAGCAAGAACUGGUCGCUUGCUUCAAAACCAAAACCUCAAUGUCCAUGCUAAUGGAUCUGUUUCUGGGAAGGCAGAUUUACCAGGACAGAGGAAAGGUAGAGCUGGGGGAAGAAAACCACUUGGAGAUCUAUCCAAUGCAGGGAACCUCACCAACCAAUUUGAUGGAAAGAAAGCCCAUGAUGGUUCAUUGAACAUUGGCAAACCCUCUGUUAAUCAGGCACCGAAGUUGCAGAAGUCAAAGAAUCUUGAAACUGAAAAAAGAAUUGCCAACAAAGCUUCUGGAAAAUCACUUACUGGUAGCAGGAAAGCACUUUCUGACAUUUCAAACUCCGGGAAGCCACAAGGUCCUGAGAUUAAAAAUAAACACACCCUGAAACCUAGUUUGCUGAUAGAGGAAUCUCUUCCUCCCAGUGCAAUUGCUGAAGAACGGAUCUUGCAUGAUCAUAAGAAAUGUAUAAAAUCACAGGUUGAAACUGCAGAUGUGCAUCACUUUUUCAAGACUGUUGGACUUGAGGAUGAUGCAGAUGAUCACAUGGCAAUAUCCUUUGAACUGUCUGCAAUAAGUAAACUGAAGUCUGAAAGUGCAUACUUGGAAUUGGAGGAGGUACCUGAGCGGUUGCCUGAAAUGCAGUCUCUAUCUGCUAUGCAUGGUUCCCCAGCAAACUGCAAGACUCCUGGCUUAUCGAGUUACCGUACAAUGUGGAAUGACUCUACUGUCAACUUCAAGUUGAUUGAGACACCAAAAGUGUCCAAAAAUUGAUUUCUCUUGCAACAAUUUAGGACCUGAUAUGAGUAGGUAUUUUUGCCACAGAUGGUGUUGGCAAUGGAUUGUAGUAUUUUUUGUUCAUCUUUGAUAUUUUGUGCCUCCGAUGUAUAAUUGUUGCGCCUUUUAGUAGACAUGUUCAUAGUAUGUUGUAAAGGUUUACUGUUCUCCCUAAUUCAUUCCCGUGAAUGUUCUUUUUCUUGGAGAUCAGUGAAAUAUUGAAGUUCUUAUUCUUAUGCGCGCAAGUUUUUGUUUUUGGCAUUUUUUAAAGUUUUAG
Messenger RNA from Vigna unguiculata (cowpea), 1129 nucleotides. RefSeq lists its product as uncharacterized. NCBI's taxonomy places the organism in Eukaryota, Viridiplantae, Streptophyta, Magnoliopsida, Fabales, Fabaceae. The record is from RefSeq and is a predicted model, not a curated record. Gene Ontology annotation, biological process: regulation of mitotic cell cycle.